AAAUAGACUUUGAUUCAUUCAUUCAUAUAAGUUAUUAACAGUUUCUCUCAAAGUCAGAAAUCACUUAAUACAAUACAACCACUGAGGUUGAGCCAAGUGGGAGCCGAUGUUUCUGGACCGUAAUGCCAAAUAUGCCCAUAAUUCUUUUGUCUCUUUUCUUUUACUUUCCCUUACCCCAUUUCAACAAAGCUUCUCCUCCUUAAAGUUAAAGUAAAUAAAGGAGUGUUGUUGUGAAGACAAAACACAAACACAAAACAACAUAAGCAAUCAAAGCACAAACAAACUGUCUAGUUGCUGCCUUGCUGCUACCAAAAGAUGAAGAUUCAAUGUGAUGUUUGUGAGAAAGCUGAGGCUUCCAUGUUUUGUCCUUCAGAUGAAGCUGCUCUUUGCCAUGGAUGUGAUUUUACUAUCCACCAUGCUAACAAACUUGCUACCAAACAUACUCGUUUCUCUCUUGUUCAUCUCAACUCCAAAGACUACCCUCUUUGUGAUAUCUGUCAAGAGAGGCGCGGAUAUCUAUUUUGCCAAGAAGAUAGAGCGAUUCUAUGCAGAGAAUGUGAAGUUCCAAUCCAUAGUGCAAAUGAACAUACACAGAAACACAACAGGUUUCUUCUAUCUGGUGUGAAGCUUUCAAGCAAUUCUUUGGACACAUAUUCAUCAUCCACCACCAGUAAUGGCUCUCGGCAUUCGAAACCAAACAUAAUACCAAGAUCAGUUUCCAAUGAAAAUGCGAGUUCUUCUAGCAAGUUUGAAGACAACAUGGCUAGUGACACUGGUUCAGUUUCAACAAGCAGCAUUUCUGAGUACUUGAUUGAAACACUACCUGGUUACUGUUUUGAAGAUUUUCUUGAUGCUUCAUUCCCACCAAAUGGUUUCUGUAAGAAUCAAUAUUCAACAUUUCAGUACCAAAAUCUUCAUGCUAACAAUAACAAGUUUAUGGAUGGAGUUAAAGAGACUCAACAAGUUUAUGGAUGUACAGUCCCAGGAACUGGUGCUACAUUCUUAAAAAAAUCUAGACACUGUUUGUAAAAAUCUGUUGGAAUUAUUCAUAUUUUGCUUUCUGCAUUUCCUUAUUAUUCAUUUUUUGUUUAUUUUCUCUUUUCUGUUUUUUUUUUUACUAUGUUUUUGAAAUUCUCAUCUACUGUUUUGGAGGAUUUUUAGGAACUUUGAACAGUAUGUUUGGUAAUAAAAAUAUUGUGUGAAAGAAGAAGUGUCAUUAAGAUUCUC
Molecule: messenger RNA, 1227 nt
Organism: Lathyrus oleraceus (garden pea)
Lineage: Eukaryota; Viridiplantae; Streptophyta; Magnoliopsida; Fabales; Fabaceae
Product: B-box zinc finger protein 20
Exons: 3
Coding region: 316-1029 (237 amino acids)
Biological process (GO): photomorphogenesis; regulation of DNA-templated transcription
Cellular component (GO): nucleus
Molecular function (GO): zinc ion binding
Source: RefSeq, a predicted model, not a curated record